Mesorhabditis belari is the source of this 414-nucleotide messenger RNA. Lineage: Eukaryota; Metazoa; Nematoda; Chromadorea; Rhabditida; Rhabditidae. The record is from the annotation of a GenBank genome assembly.
AUGAAAGCCAUCUCUCAUUGUCAAAACAUGUACCUAUUACCAAUUUUAACUGCUUCCUUGUUAUUUGUCUUCGUCAGUGGGGAAGGCUAUGUGACUCCACCAACUGACGCCGCUGUUGAAUCGAACUUACUCACUGGUACCGGUCCAUCAAUGCCCACUUAUCCAACUCCUUCAGUCUCAAUGGGAGUUGAUGCUGCUUCAGUUGAUACGGAUAACCAAAUUAAUGCUGUUCAACCCAGUUCUACCGAGCCGAUUUCCUCUUCAUCAAACUGCAAUGACCAAGGUGUCUCCUCUUCAUCAACAACACCUUCAUCACUUCCCGAAUCAUAUCUUCGUCGUUUGGCCGUUUUUCGUCGUGUAAUGGCUGCUCGCGCCAGGGCAGCGGUUGCUCGACGAAAAGCCGUUCGCAAACUU